Bathycoccus prasinos is the source of this 1362-nucleotide messenger RNA. RefSeq names its product ribosomal RNA large subunit methyltransferase N. The transcript has a single exon. Bases 1 to 1362 code for a protein of 453 amino acids. The record is from RefSeq and is a predicted model, not a curated record. Gene Ontology annotation, biological process: tRNA methylation; rRNA base methylation. Lineage: Eukaryota; Viridiplantae; Chlorophyta; Mamiellophyceae; Mamiellales; Bathycoccaceae. Gene Ontology annotation, molecular function: iron-sulfur cluster binding; RNA methyltransferase activity.
AUGUUUGCCUCGCUGCUCAAAAGUACUUCUUUCGCGACGUCUUCGUUCUCGCCGAGAAGACGACAUCAUCAUCAUAAAAAACAAGCGCUUCGGAUUCGCCACCUGUCAGCAGCCGCCAACGACGACGACGACGACGAUUUCCCGAACGACAACAACGAGUUCGAUUACGACGUCGUCUCGGUCCCGAGAAACCCGGGGAUUAAAUCCGGAAAGUGGAACCAAAACGACAUGGAAAUUGUGAAAACGGCGCAAAAAGACGCGAACGAGAAAGCGUCGGGGACUUCCUCGCUCCUCGCUCCGUCGAACGAUUUGACUUUAUUGGGCUUAACGGAAAACGAAUUGAAAGUCUUCGCCGAGCGCAACGGGACGCAAAAGUUUCGAGGGAAACAAAUCAAAGAUUUCAUAUACAAACACCGAGUGAAAUCAAUCAUGGAGAUGACGCAGUUACCGAAAGACUUACGAGAGAGUUGGGAUGGGCUCGGAGUGACGAUUGGGAGGAACGAGGUGUACGCGAAGAAAUCCGCGCCGGACGGGACGACGAAACUGUUGAUGAAGUUGGACGAUAACAGGAUCGUCGAGACGGUUGGGAUUCCGAGUAACGAGUACGGAAAGAGUCGUUUGACGUGUUGCGUGAGCAGUCAGGUUGGAUGUCCGAUGAGAUGCGAAUUUUGCGCGACUGGGAAAGGUGGAUUUUAUAGAAAUUUGACCGCGAGGGAGAUUGUCGAUCAGGUUAUGGCCAUCGAGGAGGAGUUUGGCGGGAGGAGGGUGAGUAAUGUCGUGUUCAUGGGGAUGGGAGAGCCUAUGUUGAACGUGCCAAACGUGGUUAAAGCGACGGAACUUUUGAACAAAGAGAUUGGGAUUGGGAUGCGACACAUAUCGAUAUCGACCGUGGGUGUUUUUGGCGCUUUGGAGAAACUGGCGAGUUACGAGAUGCAGUGCGUGUUGGCGGUGAGUUUACACGCGCCGAAUCAAAAAAUCAGGGAGGAAAUCAUCCCAAGCGCGAGAGCGUAUUCGUUCGAUGAUAUUUUGAAUGAUUGCGUGGCGUAUUUUAACGCCACUGGGAGGAGAGUUACGUUUGAAUACACGCUGUUAGCCGGCGUGAACGAUCAAAAAGAACACGCCAAAGAGUUGGCUCAGGUGUUGUUUAAGAAGAACUUAGCCAGUCACGUGAAUUUGAUUCCGUAUAAUCCGGUAGAUGAUUCCGAUUUCAAAAGGCCAACGAAACAAGCGAUCGAUCAGUUUCGAAGAAUAUUGGAGGAGAAUAACGUGCCGACGAGUGUGAGACAAACGAGAGGUUUGGAGGCGGCGGCUGCGUGUGGGCAGUUACGAAAUAUGUAUCAAAAGGAAGCGCUGGUUGCGUAA